This is a messenger RNA of Drosophila eugracilis, 3032 nucleotides long. RefSeq names its product F-box/LRR-repeat protein 7 (gene Fbxl7). Lineage: Eukaryota; Metazoa; Arthropoda; Insecta; Diptera; Drosophilidae. The transcript is spliced from 5 exons. The coding region runs from base 489 to 2801 and encodes 770 amino acids. The record is from RefSeq and is a predicted model, not a curated record. Gene Ontology annotation, biological process: SCF-dependent proteasomal ubiquitin-dependent protein catabolic process. Gene Ontology annotation, cellular component: SCF ubiquitin ligase complex. Gene Ontology annotation, molecular function: protein binding.
UCUGCGGACUUUGCAUUCAGUUGCCAUUUACCUGUCGACGGUUCGAGGUGCACGUGUGUCCCGGUGUCGUUGAAGCGGACCAAACCGAAUCUCCAGGCGCCGCUCUGCGUUGCGUGCCUACGUGUCCUACGUGUGUGUCUGUGAGUGUCUGCACUAGUGUUGGUGCCGUGAGUCAGUGAGCGCAAAAAAGAUAACACAAAGAGCCACAGUGAAAGAUCAUUACGCACACACUCUCGAGCGACCUGCAAUGAAAAUAAAGUAGAGAAAAGAGUGUUUGUGUAUGUGUUAGUGUUAGUGGCUUAGCUGAGUGGAAUAACAGAGAAAAUAAAUGGAAAUUAAAUGAAGCUGCAAAAACUGCCAAAUAAACAAAGUGCUAUGCGAUGCAUAAAUGAGAACCCAAAGGGAGUUACCUGUAUAAUCAUCAAGAACUUUGCGCCAUUCUAGAGGCUUCUAACUGAGACACAAAAUCCCUCGCAAAGGACCAAACCAUGUCGCACAAGACGAGCAGCCGUCGCAGCAGCGACCUGGAGUGUCCACUAGCCUCAUUGGGUCGCAACAGCAAUGCAGUGCGGGACCACUACCACCAUCCGCAUCCGCUUAGCUCCAGUCCACUGGAUCCGCAGGCUUACAAAAUGAUGUCCCGCAAAUCACCGAAUCCCGGCAUUGAUGUUGAGACACUGGCCUCGCGCAGUUCUACGCCACCCAGCGAACAGACUGCGGGAUCCUCGACAGCAGCGGCUGCAGCAGUGCUCCAUAUGGUACAACAGAAAGCGGCCACCUUUGAGCUCAGAGGUCGCCACUCGCGACCGGAACAGGGCAGCUAUGGAGCCCAUUCAACGGCUUCUGUAGGAAGGCAUGCGAAGAAGUCCCCUGAACUGCCGGCACCAGCCUCCAGAAAUGUAGCUCCAGUUCCCCAGCCAAGAAACUUCCUGACCCUGGAGCAUGUCCUGCAAUUCGGAACCCAGCGACCUAGUUGGAUGCACGGCAACAGUGCGGAUACAGAAGAUUCCAGUGACAAUAAUGCGGGAGGUGGUGGAACGGGCAGUGGGAGUGGUGGAGCAGGUGGACGAAGACGUGCCCAAGGUGGCCGGUGCAGUGUACCCACUGUACUUAGCAGCAAUGGUGGCGGCAGCAAUGGAGCCCAGUACCUGCUGGACAAGAAGAUGGAGUCCCUGUAUCUCGGCAAUGCUCUGCGAGCUCUUCCCUUGGGCGCCGAGGCGAGUCAGUACCAAAACGAGCGAUACUACCUAGAGGAUUACAGCAGCGGCAGCGGAAACGAGCGACUAGCAGAACGCCUUCACCAUCCGCGCACCUCCAGUCCCAGCGAGACGAGUGGCUCGGAUCGCUAUCUGCUAAACAGGAGCUCAAACUCCAAUCACCUGCACUCCAAAGGCCAGAGCCUGUCGGAUGGUCUAUGCAAUCUAGGCAGAUUUUCACCCAGUUUGGAUCAGGGUUAUGCCACUCUGGUCUCACCCUCGCCAACGGGUCACCAUUCAAGUGGCGUGGCGGGAAACGUGACCAGCACCACCACGGCCAGUGGAGCGGGGAUUAUGGCUAGCAGUACUCCAACGACAACUCCGAGAAGAGGAGUAUCCAGCAAUGGAGUUGGAGGAGGUGGUCCUGUCACAGCCAUUGGACCGCCUCCAUGGAACCGCAAGGGUCCCUUUCGUUGCGGUCCGCUCUUUGACCGUCUGCCUGACGAGGCCGUCGUCCGGAUCUUCUCCUGGCUAGACAGCUGCGAGCUUUGCAACGUUGCGAGAGUUUGUCGAAGAUUCGAGCAUCUCGCUUGGCGGCCCAUCCUUUGGAAGGUGAUUUCGCUGCGAGGUGAACACCUAAAUGGCGACAAGAUCCUGAAGAUGAUCUUCCGGCAGCUGUGCGGCCAGAGUUGUAAUGGCGCCUGUCCAGAAGUGGAGCGUGUGAUGCUCGCCGAUGGCUGCCGCAUCUCGGACAAAGGACUCCAGCUUCUAACUCGCCGUUGUCCAGAGUUAACCCACCUUCAACUUCAGACCUGUGUGGGCAUCUCGAAUCAGGCACUGGUCGAGGCUCUGACCAAGUGCAGUAAUCUGCAGCACUUAGAUGUGACGGGCUGCAGCCAGGUGAGCAGCAUUAAUCCCAAUCCCCACAUGGAGCCCCCUCGCCGCCUUCUGCUUCAGUAUCUUGACCUUACGGACUGCAUGGCCAUCGAUGACAUGGGCCUGAAGAUCGUGGUCAAGAACUGUCCCCAGCUGGUGUAUCUUUAUCUGCGACGCUGCAUACAAAUUACGGAUGCGGGUCUAAAGUUCGUGCCCAGUUUUUGCGUUUCGCUGAAGGAGCUGAGCGUGUCCGACUGCCUGAAUAUCACCGACUUUGGCCUAUACGAGUUGGCGAAGCUGGGAGCUGCACUUCGCUACCUUUCCGUGGCCAAAUGUGAACGCGUUUCGGAUGCUGGGCUAAAAGUCAUCGCCAGGCGGUGCUAUAAGCUGCGGUAUCUGAAUGCCCGGGGAUGUGAGGCUGUGAGCGACGACUCUAUUACGGUUUUGGCACGUUCCUGUCCUCGGCUGAGAGCCUUGGAUAUUGGAAAAUGCGAUGUCAGCGAUGCGGGUCUUCGAGCUCUUGCCGAGAGCUGUCCAAACCUAAAGAAGCUCAGCCUACGCAGCUGCGACAUGAUUACGGAUCGCGGGGUGCAGUGCAUCGCCUACUACUGCCGCGGACUACAGCAACUGAAUAUCCAGGACUGCCCGGUAUCCAUCGAGGGCUACCGGGCAGUCAAGAAGUACUGCAAGCGCUGCAUCAUCGAGCACACCAAUCCGGGAUUCUGUUAAGAUUACCCUUUUGGAAUAAGACACCACAAAGCACAGAGGCAGGCCAUAAGAGCAGAUAUUGUUGAUAGUAACAACUGCACAAAAUGAAGGAAUUUAUGGGCAUAAGGAGUCUUAAUAAGUCCCCGGAGUCGGGAGACAAAAAAUUAUGAAGUGCCACUUUUGGGAACCAAACCCUUGAUCAUCCACUAAAAGAAAGUGAAAAUAUUUUAAUUUAAAAACUCUCUUUGCAAU